Dibothriocephalus latus is the source of this 1827-nucleotide messenger RNA. The record is from the annotation of a GenBank genome assembly. NCBI's taxonomy places the organism in Eukaryota, Metazoa, Platyhelminthes, Cestoda, Diphyllobothriidea, Diphyllobothriidae.
AUGAACGAUAUCGUCUACUCAUCUUCAGCGAGUGGAGAGCGAGAGACCUCAGUACAGCCCUCAGUCAAUAUUUACAUGAUGGUUCGAGUGUCAAUGUCGCCUGUGCGGUUCCAUCAGCCUCCGAUUUCGCUAAAAAAAUUCAACCGCGCCGAUAAAUUGUGUCGUGACUGUGGCCUGUCACCAAGAAAGAAUGCCUACAAAUCGACAGCCGGAGACCGAAAAGCCAUGGAGAACAGGAGCCUGGAAUUGCGCCAAGCAUCCUGCGAAUCAGGCAAAAAGGCCGGCCAUGAGGUUAACAGCCAAAAACGCCUCCCACGUCUGUGGAAACAGACCACCCCUAUGAGCCAGGCCAUUAUCCACAACCAUCUAGAACAACAAAUCAGCACCAACGUUAGUUCCACAGGGUCACCCUUGCUGAGGGAGCUUACUGUGCCCUCCUUUGGGUUUGACAGUGGUGAGGGUAGCAUCCUGCACAGCCUGGAAGAGAAUUCACAGGAAGACCUGCUUUCUCUUCGGCCACCGGUCUCAACUCAACGUCGUUUCAGCGACAAUCCACUCACCGUCAAGACUUGUGCCUAUACAUAUCAGGUUGAGGGUCAACCUAAACUGACGUACUCCUCGCAGCAACUAGCACCCCAGACAAAAUUGCAAAGUGCCCCAGUUCGUUCCUUUUGUUGUCUCUUUCAUCGUCAAUACAGCCUCUGUGAUCCUUGUGGACAGCGCUCUAAUACACCCCAGCUUCCGGCCGCCAAAAAAAUUCGGCCCCAUUGGUCGGAUUCAGUUACGGAGACAUCUCGCCCCUAUCAGCAAGCCUGCCAAAUGUGCACCCACACUUUAGCCAACACCUACGGUGAGGUAGCAGAAGGGGGAACUGAACGAAUGGCCGCCUCCCCCAAUCGCCUGAGGGAUCGGAGCAGUGUCCAAGACAUUGAAGCCGCGAUGGCCUCUCCGUCAGCCAGGUAUGGCUAUCAGUCGGCGCCUUUCAGUUCUCAGCAGGCGCAUGUCAACCGCCUGGACUUCGAUGACUGGAAGAUGCGUCAGGAGGAAACACGGGGCUUUGUUCCUUCCAAUCCCUCACCAUCAGCCCAAAUGCUUGACAGUGGGGAACGGGGAAAUGACAGGCUCCUGAACCUGAGUGGAACCCUGCAUGACAUUCUACAAUGUCAUACUUCGGAGUUGGAUGUCCGACCGCGGUACACUGAACAGGCCUUGUCCACAACUGAGCUCACGGCAGAUGGAGUCAACCAGGAGGGGGCAGACGAUUGCGCUGUUUUCGCGACACCCAUGCAGCCUCCCAGCGACAUGCGAAUGCUCACAGUCUCCUCUCCCCGUCAGCUGUCCCGACAAAACUCUAUACACUCCAUUGAAGACAUGGCCCAACUCGCUGAUAGUUACCUUGCUGGAAGUGGUGGUGGUGGUGGUGGUUUCGAGGCUGGCCAGUCACUCACACCUCAGAGCAGCCUCAGUUCAGACAGGAUAUUUCUCAAACCCCAGAAUGCAGCAACACCACCGGAGUUACAGAGAUGUUUUCUGAUGGAAAGUGGUGCUCAGUACUACGGUGUCACUCACGCCAGCAGCGCAUUUCAUCGAGCUGCUUCACACUCACCCACACUCAACCUGUUCGAUCAUCAACGUUCACAAGGAGAUGAUUCGGAACCGCCGGCAGCGCAGUCGCCGCCCGCACUGCGUACCCAGCUAGAACACAAGUCAGAGGUAGACAUCUUCGGACAGCGCCAUCUGCGCUACCUACGUCGUCGCAUCCAAGGCGGGCAGAGAUCCUCACCAAAUAGCCACGCCUACAUCCGCAUGACUCAGUACAACUCUGAG